UUGUCUGCCCUAACUAGCAUGCUGAUAGCCGGCAAAAAUUGCAAGCAAAGCAUCAUCAAAAUUUGCCAAAAUUUGAGGACAAGUGAGAUUUGUUCGGUGCUGCAAUUGAAAUAUUAAUGCGUAUACUGCACACCGUAAAGGCGUUACGCACUAUAUUCCAUCGCAGCUAUAGUAAUAGCACGACAAUUAGAACGAUGGCCACGGACAUCAAGUUUAAUGCGUCUCUUACACGCACGGAUCCGCAGCAGCAGCCGGUGCUAAUUAUUGGCCAGCUGCGUCAUCUGAACCUGCUCAAGUUUGGGCAGCUUGCUAUCAAAUUGGAGCCGCGUGUCAGUGAGGAGACAUUCAAGAAUGCCAUCGCCUGCCUGCAUCCGGCGCCAACAGACAAGUGUUCGCUUUACCUGGACGUGGCCACAGUCGCUGCGCUGCCUUUGAAGGCGUCGAGACAUAACACCGCCUCUCGGGCGCACUCGAUUACGCGCCUGGUGAAGAACCAUGUGCUCAAUGUGAAUGAGGAGAGCGUUGUGUUAGUUUGCGAGCGUGAGAACAUCUUUGCCAGCGCCUGUGCUGUGGUUCGUGCCUUUCCACUCUACUCCCGCAAAACGGGCAACGGCAACGGUGCCAAGUCGCCUUCAAUAGACGGCGGCGACGGGCAAUCCGCGCGGUCUGUGGUCAAUGUAGAGUUUGUUGUCAUUGAUAAAGAUGGCUGCGUACAGAAGGAGCCUCUCAGCCAGGAUGAGCUCCAGUGCCUGCACGAGACGGCGCGUGGUAUACGUCUCGCAGCACGCAUUGUGGAUACGCCCUGCAACGAGAUGAAUGUGGAUCACUUUAUUCAAAAUGUCAACGAGUUUGCCAAAGAGCUUUGUCUGCAGCCGCAAAUCAUACGCGGCGAAGAGCUGCAAGAGCGCGGCUUUGGCGGAAUCUAUGGCGUGGGCAAGGCGGCGGCUGUGCCCCCAGCUCUUGUCGUGCUUUCGCAUGAGCCCAAGGGUGCACAAGAAACUAUUGCACUGGUCGGCAAGGGCAUUGUCUACGAUACUGGCGGUCUGAGCAUUAAGGGCAAAACGGCUAUGCCGGGCAUGAAACGGGAUUGCGGUGGUGCUGCAGCUAUUCUGGGGGCCUUCUAUGCGGCCGUCAAGUGCGGUUUCAGAGAUAACUUGCAUGCCGUCUUUUGUUUGGCCGAGAACUCUGUAGGCCCAAAUGCCACGCGUCCCGACGAUAUACACACCUUGUACUCAGGCCGUACUGUGGAAAUCAACAAUACGGAUGCUGAGGGUCGUUUGGUGCUCGCCGAUGGCGUUUGCUUUGCCAACAAGGAUCUUAAGGCAAAUAUUAUUCUUGAUAUGGCCACGCUGACGGGCGCUCAAGGCGUUGCAACAGGCAAAUAUCAUGGCGCCAUAUUGACAAACUCGGAGCCAUGGGAAUCAAAGGCAUUGCAGGCCGGACGCAAAUCCGGCGAUUUAUUGGCGCCCAUUAUUUAUUGUCCCGAAUUGCAUUUCUCCGAAUUUGCAUCGGCCAUUGCUGAUAUGAAAAACUCUGUAGCGGAUCGCCAGAAUGCGCAAUCCUCCUGCGCCGGCCUCUUUGUGGCUGCUCAUUUGGGCUUCGACUAUCCCGGCGUUUGGAUGCAUGUUGAUAUGGCCACGCCCGUGAAUUGUGGUGAACGCGCCACGGGCUACGGCGUCGCCUUGCUCCUUACGCUAUUUGGCAGCCACACGAGCUGCGCGCUGUUGCAGUCGAUUGCGCCCGGCGAUGAGGAGCCUCCAUCGAAGCGUAUGUGCCGCGAUUAGCGUGCAACAAUUGCAUUGCUGUGAAGUGGAUCGUUUUUGCAUUUCAAUCAAGUUUAAUACACACACACAUACACGGAUAUACACACACAUGUCGAAAUAAGUUGAAAAGCCAAUUGAAUUAGCUGCCAGGCAAUAAAAUGAAAUUAAACGAAA
Molecule: messenger RNA, 1937 nt
Organism: Drosophila montana
Lineage: Eukaryota; Metazoa; Arthropoda; Insecta; Diptera; Drosophilidae
Gene: grsm
Product: granny smith
Exons: 6
Coding region: 117-1784 (555 amino acids)
Biological process (GO): proteolysis
Cellular component (GO): cytoplasm
Molecular function (GO): manganese ion binding; metalloaminopeptidase activity
Source: RefSeq, a predicted model, not a curated record